UUUCUCCGAGGUCACGCGGGACUGGAGCUGGACUUGAGGCGGUUCUGGGACUGAAGUUGUUAAGAGACAUUGCUGGGACAGUGGACACGCUUCUCUGGUUGGAGCUGUUGGAGAACAAUUUAUAAUUCAUCGUGUUGAUUGAUUCGCAGGUUAUGAUGAACGCAACAAACAACACAAGCAACUCAUCAUGUGUGAUCAUGACCCAGCCAGCAAGUCAUCUGCUGAUGUCUAUCUACAUCAUUGCCUUCAUUUUGGGGCUGCUGGUCAAUCUGAUCACCAUUGGGCCCAUAAUUCAGCAGAUCUGCAGAAGGAACGUUCUAGGAAUUUACCUGCUCAGUUUGUCCUUUUCAGAUCUCCUGUACAUCCUCACCAUGCCUCUGUGGGUCUAUUAUUUCAACAACAACCACAAAUGGAACCUCAGCCAAGGACUCUGUAGUCUGGCUGGCUUCUUUUACUACUCCAACCUGUACAUCAGCAUCUAUCUCCUCUGCUGUAUCUCCAUCGAUCGCUGCCUGGCCAUCACCUUCCCGCUGAGAAUCCAAGUCUUCCGCCGCCAGCGCUAUGCCUGGGUUAUCUGUGGGCUGGUGUUUGUUCUCGUCAUGGCCUUGCACUGUUUGGUGCUUUACAUGGACAAGUUAUCGGAUCCACUGGAUGACACUGUGCAAACAUGCUAUGAGACCUUCCCCAUGACGGAAAGCAUUGCGAUGUUCAACCUGAUACGGGUCGGAGUCGGUUUCCUCUUGCCUCUGGUGGUCAUCUCCGUCUGCUACUGGUUGAUCCCAACCAAGGUGCAGCAAAGUAGAGGGGUGGAUGAUCAAGGCAAGCGCAAAGUGAAGCUUUUGUCAAUGGGGGUCAUUGGCAUUUUCGCCUUCUGCUUUGCGCCAUACCAUAUCCUCCUGAUGGUGAGGUCCAUCGCCUUCUUUUAUUUGGGAGAAAAACAAAGCUGCAGUUUUGAACAAGCAAUACAUUUGCCCUUCACUUGCUCCCUGGCGCUAUCCAGCCUGAACAGCGUUGUGGACCCAGUGCUCUAUGUUUUGGCCAGUAACGGAGUAAGGGAAGAUAUGAGGUGGUUCUGUUGGAAAAACAAGCAGAGGCAGGUGACAGGAAGCCCUCUUGUUGAUUCCAAAUGGAAGACAAGAAUAACCAACUAGGGUUAAAACCGACCUCAGAUCUUUGAAAACAGAUUUACAUUUGUUAGCGUACACACUGUUUUUGAACCUAUUAAGGAAUUUCACAAAUCAGUGACCGGAACAAACCCACUUAAAUUGUUUGCGUUGACAGCAUGGACACAGUCUUGUGGAUGAGCUCACGUUGUGAACUUGUGGAGGGUCUGGCAGGUUUUACAAUCUGGCGUGCUCCAGCAGUAUAACCCAGACACCUGAACUAACCUUUUGACAAAAAACUGCUACCAUGACUGCAAACCACUUGCUUCUCUCAGUUGGUAAUAGGCAAAUUGCGCCAAGUUUUGUGAGUAAAAAGUAUCUACUGUAUAAUAAGCUUAAUUUACAGAAAAAGACAAUGUCUUGUACUGACAAUACUGAUGCUGCAGCACUUUUUAGUGCAUAUAGAGCCUAGUUAAACUGGAUUGUGGCUGUUUUUGUGCAUGAAUACUGUGUAUUUCAAAAGCGAUUAUUUAGUGAAUUAGCCAAUGCAUGUCAGUGUCUAGUAAAGCCCAAUUAAGUUGUCCAAGUCAUGACAAAGACCAGAAGAGGGAAAAAUCCAAGUCGAGGACAAGUUAACACGCUCCUGAGCUUAUGACCAAGACCAUAAAUAUAGUCAGAGUCUAAGACCAUAUUUUUAUGGUUUUGUCCUUGUUCCUUGAAUCCGAGUCCAAUGCUAUGUUUUUAUGGCUUCGGUCUUCGAUUCAGUCCUCUUGUGGUCUUUCUCCUGAUUCAAAACCACCCUCUCUUGAUUUCAGCCUUGAAUCUCAAAUUUGGUCUUGCCUAUGUGCAGGCUUCAGACUGCUUUAAGUCCACUUGUGUGAAAAAAGAUGAAUUUUUAUGAACAUUGAAAAGAUGUUUACAAAUUAUGGAUCCGCAGUGUAACAGGACCCUUAAAUCACUUUAACUUUCUAUGUAAGAGCCAUACUCAGCCCAAGAGUUGCUAUUGUGGAAUAAAGCCUCACUUGUUUGUCCCUGUUUAAUUCA
Carassius gibelio (silver crucian carp) is the source of this 2147-nucleotide messenger RNA. It is a transcript of the gene gpr184, whose product is annotated as G protein-coupled receptor 184. Bases 153 to 1151 code for a protein of 332 amino acids. Gene Ontology annotation, biological process: G protein-coupled receptor signaling pathway; negative regulation of G2/M transition of mitotic cell cycle; G1/S transition of mitotic cell cycle. Gene Ontology annotation, molecular function: G protein-coupled receptor activity. Lineage: Eukaryota; Metazoa; Chordata; Actinopteri; Cypriniformes; Cyprinidae. The record is from RefSeq and is a predicted model, not a curated record. Gene Ontology annotation, cellular component: membrane. The transcript is spliced from 2 exons.